ACUAUGAGGAUGGCGGUCACGGCGCCCCGAACCCUCCUCCUGGUGCUCUCGGGGCUUCUGGUCCUGACCGAGACCUGGGCGGGUUCCCACUCCCUGAGAUAUUUCUACACCUCCGUGUCCCGGCCGGGAGGGGACCCCCGCUUCAUCUCCGUGAGCUACGUGGACGACACGCAGUUCGUGCGGUUCGACAGCGACUCGGCGAGUCAGAGGAUGGAGCCGCGGGCGCCCUGGAUGGACCAGAUGGACGGGGAGUACUGGGAGGAGCAGACGCGGAUCGCCAAGGACGCCACACAGACUUUCCGAGGGAGCUUGCGGACCCUGCGGGGCUACUACAACCAGAGCGAGGCCGGCUCUCACACCCUCCAAAGCAUGUUCGGCUGCGACGUGGGGCCUGGCGGGCGCCUCCUCCGCGGGUACCUUCAACUCGCCUACGAUGGCCGGGACUACAUCGCCCUGAACGAGGACCUGCGCUCCUGGACCGCGGCCGACAGGGCGGCCCAGAACACCCAGCGCAAGUGGGAGGCAACUGCUUGGGUUGAGCAAGUCAGGGCCUUCCUGGAGGGGGAGUGCGUGCAGUCCCUGGGCAUCUACCUGGAGAACGGGAAGGAGAUGCUGCAGCGCGCAGACCCCCCGAAGGCACACGUGACCCACCACCCCACCUCUGACCGUGAGGCCACCCUGAGGUGCUGGGCCCUGGGCUUCUACCCUGCGGAGAUCUCCCUGACCUGGCAGCGGGAUGGGGAGGACCAGACCCAGGACAUGGAGCUGGUGGAGACCAGGCCUGCAGGGGACGGAACCUUCCAGAAGUGGGCGGCCGUGGUGGUGCCUUCUGGAGAGGAGCAGAGAUACACGUGCCACGUGCAGCACGAGGGGCUGCCUGAGCCCCUCACCCUGAGAUGGGGUAAGGGGGGCUCAGAGCUCUUGUCAGGGGAAGACCUUCCGGACGAGAGCGAGUUUUCCUCCUUGCUGAUCGCUCUGUCCUGGUAUCUGGAAGGCGCUGUGUCAGGAGCUCAGGGAAACAGCCUAUUGGAUGUGGGUGAGCAGAGAGUUAUUUCAGUCAUCGCCUCGUGUGACGUGGGGCUCACGGGCGCAAACACCGCAGUGAAGGCUCGGGGACAGCAGGCAGCAGCGUUCGGUCCCGGGGCUUCUACACCCACCCUGUCUGCGGGGAGAGCAGGGACAUCUUCCACCACGUGCAGCUCCGUGUGUGAACAUGUCCUGUCCCUGGGGAAGCACCUGUCCCCAGAUGACGCACUCACAGACGUCCAGACAGGAGGGGAGCUGUGGAAAAGCACACCUACCCCGACCUGGCUCUGCCUCAGCCUUGGUGCCUCCUCUGCUGAGAACGGACAGGAAAUGACGACCUCGGAUUCUCAGGCUGUGACCCUGCAGCAGGGCUCGGCUCCCAGCACGUUCCGAAAUACUCGGAUCCGCGUCUGCCGCCCGCGUUGA
Messenger RNA from Tupaia belangeri chinensis (Chinese tree shrew), 1452 nucleotides. RefSeq names its product HLA class I histocompatibility antigen, alpha chain G-like. The transcript is spliced from 8 exons. The record is from RefSeq and is a predicted model, not a curated record. Gene Ontology annotation, molecular function: peptide antigen binding; signaling receptor binding. The coding region runs from base 4 to 1452 and encodes 482 amino acids. Lineage: Eukaryota; Metazoa; Chordata; Mammalia; Scandentia; Tupaiidae. Gene Ontology annotation, cellular component: external side of plasma membrane. Gene Ontology annotation, biological process: antigen processing and presentation of endogenous peptide antigen via MHC class I via ER pathway, TAP-independent; positive regulation of T cell mediated cytotoxicity; immune response.